Pyrus x bretschneideri (Chinese white pear) is the source of this 4791-nucleotide messenger RNA. RefSeq names its product glycine-rich protein 5-like. The coding region runs from base 4185 to 4673 and encodes 162 amino acids. The transcript is spliced from 2 exons. The record is from RefSeq and is a predicted model, not a curated record. NCBI's taxonomy places the organism in Eukaryota, Viridiplantae, Streptophyta, Magnoliopsida, Rosales, Rosaceae.
UCUCACCAUCAUAUUGAUAUUAAAAAAACAUUACAAUCUUGUGUUAAUAGCACUAAGAUAUAAACUCCUUAUACAAUUUUGGUAACCGAAAUAUUGCGAUGUUUCAUUUGAUACGAAUAUAUAAAGUUCAUCAGUAGAUAGUAGCAAGCCAGCAUUUUAGUUUAGGAGGAGUCCAAAUGUCUCAAUCUGAAACACUUUCUUGAUCUUACAAAAAUUACUCUGUCAUGUGGUGAGCAACCGAGUACCAUUGUUUGGGCCUGAUAUGGUGACGUUCUCAUCAUCCUCUUCCUUAAACCUAAAUCCCAAGCCUUUAGGACUUUCUUCCUCUUUGCUCCACUGGUAUCCAAAAUAGAGUCCUCCUCAAAGCGCACAAGCAACAAAUUGGUUGAGCUCCAUAGAAGUAAAGUAAAGUAAAUCCAAUAAAAAAAAAAAAAAAAAGUAAAGUAAAAAAGUUGAAUUUAGGCCUUGAGCCUACGGAAUAACUUUGAAAAUCAGAAGCAUAAAACUAAAUAUUUAUACGUAAAAAAAAAAAAUGUUAGGAUAAGUCUGGGACCAUCCUGGUCCCUUCGUAGCUUCCCCUCUGCCGCUAGACCCAUAUCAUGAAACAUCAAUUAAUAACUAAAAUUUAGUAUACAUAGAAACGGUGGUGUUUGUAGUGGCAUUAAAAAAAUAAUCUCUAAAAACGAUAUAAUACAUGUUACUUUUAAAUCUGUGUCAUGAAAAUGAGCACAAUAAUGAUCAGAUAUUGAAAUUGGCCGUCAAAUGUGACCCUGCGUGCGUGCAGCAUGGUAGUGGUAGAGAUUAGAGAUAGAAAGCGUACAUGAAUCAAAGUUUAUCUUGUGUAAAUUAUGCACUAGUUGAUACUAUUACUUGAUCAUACUUCAUAAGAAUCUAAUUUAUAUAUUGGUAAUUGUUAUUAAAUUAUUUAAUCAUAGAAGAAAAAGACAUGCACGUUGUGUAUUUAUAUGCUAGAUUGGACUACCUCCUAGUCCAUUAGCUGGAAAAGGGACCCUACCACUAAUAAUUCAUGAGUGGAAGCUCCCAUUGGAUUCCUGCUUAUACUGUUUAGCGUACGAGUGAUAGUUAAGUGUUCUUUCGACUUGAGGUUUCGGGUAUGUUUUUGCGUCGGUGAUGAGAGUAGCCGAUCUAUCUAUAUAAUUGCUUCUCUUUACCAAUCGAAAAUUAAGGACCAUACAUGUAUUCUAAAUUAAUUAAGCUAACUUCCAGUUGAAGCUAAUAGAGAAUUAUGUGAAAUUUAUUCAGAUUUCAAGGAAGAUAUGUUUGGAUCAUAAGCAUCUAAUUGAGUUUAUAUCAUUUCUUAUUGCAUUCGAUGGAGUCCACAUUUUGGCCAAAAUGAUUGACAACAUGUGAAGGCAAUGUGAUUGUGAACUUUGUAUAAUCAAUUUUGAAGUUGAUGAUUAGCGAUUAUUGUCAAGAUUUUCAAAGAAGCAGAACAAUGGCUAAAUAUUAAUUACACCAAUAUUGUUUCAGCUUGCAUUUAAUUACCUAAUAAAACAACAGGGGUGCGGCCAUGCGAGAGCUAAUGUAUCGAUUGUUUUUAAUUUUGUCAUAUUUCCGAUGUAAGAUUGUUAAAAUACAAUAAUGUUCAACAUUGAUAUCAUGAUAAAGCAAGCAAUGGUACUAUUGAGUUCUUAAAGAAUCACUAAUCUAGCUAGGUUGUUCAAGGAAUCUUUACUUUUGCGGCCCACUCCGUUGUUUUUGCCUCCUUAUAAUUGUCCCAUCAAAUCUUUACCAGUAAAUUGGCAUCUAGUUUCUUCUAAUUUGCGAUAUAAAAGGCAACCGCAAACCAAAAAAGUUUUUCGUUAUGCGUGUAUCGGAAAAAAAACGUCUAUCGCACGUACGAAAUUUCAUCUUAUAUUUUGUAAAGAGAUUGUUUUCACGACUAAAACUCGUGAUUUUUUUAUCACAAAAAAGCAACACUUCCAUUGUGAUAUAAACCCUAAAAUUAAGUUUAAUGGACUGCUUCGAAAUUCCCAUAAAAUAUAAAACCGUCUAUAUGCAUUAUAUAUACGUAAUUAAAAUUUUAAUCACAUAUGACAAUCCAGAUGCAAAAAACCUUACUGGAAAUCGGGUGGGCGACGUAUGCUGGAAGCAACUGCCACAUGGCAUGCAUAAUUAACAAUAAUGUAAAUCGUAGUUGAAAUGUCAUUUUCUCUCCCACUUAAUGUCUCCAAAUAAUUAAUUAGAAGAUUUGAAGGUGGUCUUAAUUAGUCAAUUGUCGUUUGAUUGCUUAUGCAUGUUGAAUUGUCUUUUCUGAUUACUACACACAACCAUCACAUGAUAAGAAGAAAAUUCCAACUUGUGUGACAACGUUUUUUAUGUCUAAAACGACCUUGCGUUCGCAAAGCAUUUUAUAACCGGAAAAAAAAAAAAAAAAAAAAUCGAACUUGUAACAUCUUUCAACAUCGAGAUGAUAAGUAUCAUUAAACUAAAAACUAGUUAAGAACUCGUUUGGAAGUGAUUUUCAAAUGACUGAAAUUGAUUUUGGUCAAAAUAUUUUUGUGUUUUAAAAGCACUUGAAAUUCUUCCUGCUUCUUGCACUAGUUGUGUGUUUCUUACCGGGAGUAUUUCAAGUGUUUUUUCAGGAUUCACUUGCAUAUUUACUAAGAAUUGAUUUCAACAUCACUCUCAUCAAAAGCGCUUUCAGUCAUUUUAAAAGCUCUUCCAGACAAGCUGUAAUUCUUCUAAUUAAUACUCGUGUUAAUCAUACGUCCAUCCCCAUCAUAUAAUGUAUGAAAAAUGUAAGAAAACAAAACAGGAUGUGUGAUUAGUGGUAAGCUUUAGAAUAUACAGCUCUCUUAUUGGUGUCACCAUGUAGGGCGGCACAGCCUCAGCCUCAACAUUAUGGGACCAUCACCUCGUUGAUUGACACUCUUUUUCUUCUGGGUUUUCAAACCGGCCUGGCAGCCAGGUAAAGGCAAAUUGGAAAUAACCCAACUUUCUUUUGUCCAUUAGCUCAACAAAUUAUCUAAAAAAAUAAUAAUCCCAGUUUGAUUUGAGACCAUGAAUAAAGAAUCUUAAGGUAGAAACAUUACAGAAACCCUAACGGUGGUGUCCACCAUUAUGUGUGGCUGGUCAGGGUCGGAUUGCAGGAGUUUUCAACACUCGACAUCACUCGCAACGGUCCGUACCACCCUUCUUUCAACGCUACACGUCCAUCAUCCGACUCGCAUGACUGUGUCUUAGGUGAUAAGGGCAAACUUACAUGAUUACGAGUAUGAGUGCUAUAACGUCUCUACUAAUAAUACAAUGUCAUAUUUAUGUUUAAGGGUGUUGCAAGUCCCUUGCGCUAUGAGCAGACUAAAAUGAAAUCGAGUGUGACCAUUAUAUAAGUGAGAGGUAUCAUACUAAUAACGUUAUCGAACUUCUCCAUGUCAUAGUGUUUUGGGUUAGAAACAUUUUGCAACAAGAAGCCCAGUUACAAAUACGUGGACGAAAAUGACACUGUGUGGAACCUAUAUGGACAAUAAAACUUGUUCAACCUUUUCUAAAACAAACGAUAAUUCACUUUUAAGUAUUUAAACUAACGUGAAUGGGAUUCGACUCAAGUGCACAAAGAGGAGCACGUCUGCUUCUACCAAUAUGCGAGCUGCAUGUUUCGACAUUAGAUUUUAAAACGAGUACCUAAUUUAUCACCUCAACCCGACCCAAUGCCCUCUUAGUUCGCAUCUUUCAAGCCCAUCCAUCUCGGUUUUUUUGAAGAAAAACCCAGUUUCUGUGCUCUUGUUCGUUUUGGACCUCUAGGAAAGAAAGGGAACAGCCCAUGGACUACUAAGCCCAAUAAAAGUAGAAGCAUAAAAUUCCAGAAGCAGAAUUAUAAUGCAGCAACUUUGAAGCCUUGUGGUCAUGCAAAUCGACAUCACCACCAGAAUCAAGCUGGCACGAGUCAUCGUCAUCACGCAGACCUGCAACCUUACCUUCCUCCCCAGGCCAAUCUGCCAUGCAGCUCUUAGAAACUCAUAACCUAUGACAGACGGCCUUAUAAAUCUCCAGUGAUCAUCAAGGCCCUUCAAAGCUAGUAAAGCGGAAGACUAACGACGUCACAUAACUUAACGGUCAGCGCUCUUCUCUCUCUCUCUCUCUCUCUCUCUCUCCCCCUCCUUUUGGAAUACUAACAUAGGUUUAUCUUCUCUACUGAAGGUGCAAAGGUAAUACGAAAAGUCAUGGCGAGGAGCAAUGCAGUUUCAUGGAGUCUAAUGUUCUUGGCUAUGGGGAUUUUUAGUUAUGUAGCAGUUGAAGCCACCAGAGAUGGGAUUCAAGGGAGGGAUUUGAUAGACAAGAGACUUGGUUUGGACCAUGGGAUAAAGAAUUGGCACAGUGAAGAGGCUGCUGCUUCUCAAGGGCUGACAGCUGAUGGUUACGGAGGUUAUGGCUCAGGCUCUGGUGGCGGCAGAGGCUCUGGUGGUGGCGGAGGCUUUGGUGGUGAUAAUGGCGGUGGCAAGGGAUAUGGUGGUAAUGGUGGUGGGUUUCACAAUGGUGGCGGAUUUGGUAAUGGUGGCGGAUUUGGGAAUGGUGGUGGAUUUCAUAAUGGUGGUGGAUUUGGUAAUGGUGGUGGAGGAGAUGGUGGAUUUGGGGGAGGCACAGGCCCAGGUUAUGGUGGUGGGAUGGGUGUGGGCGGUGGAGAAUAUGGUCAUAAUGAGAAGAUGAACUAGGUCCAUGAAUCUUCCCUAAUCUUACUAGAGCAAGAUGAAUAACUAUUUUCCAAUGUAGCAUGCCUAUGGGGACAAGAAGCAAGAAAAACCAAAUAAAAUGUCUUACUUCUGUUCUGUA